Messenger RNA from Aspergillus pseudoviridinutans, 1227 nucleotides. RefSeq lists its product as uncharacterized. The record is from RefSeq and is a predicted model, not a curated record. The transcript is spliced from 3 exons. Lineage: Eukaryota; Fungi; Ascomycota; Eurotiomycetes; Eurotiales; Aspergillaceae. Bases 1 to 1227 code for a protein of 408 amino acids. Gene Ontology annotation, molecular function: pyridoxal phosphate binding; carbon-sulfur lyase activity. Gene Ontology annotation, cellular component: cytoplasm. Gene Ontology annotation, biological process: transsulfuration.
AUGUCUCGCUAUACAGAGCCGCUUGACCAGGACAUUCCUUGGUCGCUAUCCUCUUUGCAAUUGCACGGCGAUGACUUUCUAGGGGACACCCAAGAUAUUGCUCCUCCGCUCCAUGUUUCCUCCACUUAUAGAUAUCCAAAAAAGACCGAAGACUUAGUGCCACUCUGGGAACUGAAACUACCAGCUGAGAAAUCGUCAAAUCCGCAGUCACACAUUUAUUCCCGAAUCUCGUCUCCGACCGGAACGAGACUUGAGCUGCUUCUUGAAUACAUCUUGAAAGGAAAGGUCGUCACAUAUGCGUCUGGUGUUUCAGCGUUCACCGCUCUUCUCAUUCUUCUCAACCCCAAGCGGCUAUGCAUGUCACCGGGUUACUCAGGAUGUGAGAGUGCCUCUGGAAUCAUCAGCCGGCUCAGUGACAUGAGAAGGCUGCCAUUAGAUUGCGACAUAUCGGAGCUCCAGGAAGGGGACCUCUUACAUCUGGAAACACCUUUGAACCCCACGGGCGAAGUGCUCGAGAUCAAGAAAUACGUCGACAAAGCUCACUCUCGCGKCGCAUUUGUCUCGGUCGAUUGCUCUUUGGCACCUCCCGGACUUCAGGAUCCUUUCGCCUGGGGUGCAGAUAUUGUGAUGCACUCUGGCAGCAAGUAUUUGGGUGGUCACAGCGAUAUCAUUUAUGGUGUGCUUGCGGUCCGACGCGAUGAUUGGUACACACAACUGUGGAAGGAACGGAUUCACUUGGGUUCCAUCAUCGGUCAAAUGGAGGCCUGGCUUGCCGUGCGAAGCCUGCGAACCCUGAAUCUUCGUGUUGAGCGACAGACGAAAAAUGCGGACGAGCUGGUCUGCUGGCUGUCGCAGCUCUUGACUGCGAAUCCCGAGGAAAACAGUGACGCUCGGUUGGUACAGGCUGUUGUCGACGGGAUGAAACAUGCCAGUCUUCAGACGGAAGACAUAGCUUGGAUCAAACAACAAAUGCCAAAUGGCUGUGGGCCACUGUUCGCGAUGAUCAUGAAGACUGAAGAACUUGCCAAGUCCUUGCCGUCAAAGCUCAGCAUGUUCCACCAUACAUGCAGUUUCGGUGCUGUUGAAAGUCUAAUUGAGUGGCGAAAGAUUGCGGACAAGAAAGUUGACGGCAGGUUGCUCAAGGUCUCUGCUGGUAUUGAACACAUAGAUGACCUGAAAAGAGACCUGCUCAAUGGGUUUAAUGCCAUCAUGAAAGAUCAACAUUGA